GUCUGAAGAGUGACACGCCAUUCAAUCUUCUACCCGAAACCGAGAGGAAGCACCGACUCUCUGCACACAGGAGAACCAUUAAUAACACAAACAAGAUUGAACAGAAAGCAGCUGCGAGGAGAAGGAGAAACAGAAGAAGAGGAGGAGGAAACACCGAGUCCUGUCGACAUGGGGAUCCGAAAGAAGACCACCAAGACCCCGCCGGUUCUGAGCCAUGAGUUUGUGAUCCAGAACCAUGCAGACAUUGUUUCCUGUGUUGCUAUGGUGUUCCUGCUGGGGCUGAUGUUCGAGGUCACCUCGAAGUUUGCCGUGCUCUUCAUCACCGUGCAGUACAACGUCACCAUCUCAACCAGCGGCCCAGAGGAGACGCCGGUGAACCACUUCCACCACGGCAUCAAAGACCUGGCCACAACCUUCUUCUACAUGCUGGUGGCCAUCAUCAUGCACGCCAUCAUCCAGGAGUACGUGCUGGACAAAAUCAACAGGAAGAAGCACUUCUCUAAAACGAAGCACAGCAAAUUCAACGAGUCGGGGCAGCUCAGCGCUUUCUACCUGUUUUCCUCCGGCUGGGGGGCGAGCAUCCUGAUGUCUGAGAACCUGCUGUCCAACCCUGUGUCUCUGUGGGAGGGGUACCCACACACACUCAUGCCAUUCCAGAUGAAAUUCUACUUCAUUUGUCAGCUGGGCUACUGGCUGCACGCUCUGCCUGAACUCUACUUCCAGAAGACAAAGAAGGAGGAUAUUCCUCGGCAGCUCGUCUACAUUUUCCUCUACCUCGUCCACAUCGCUGGCGCCUACAUCCUCAAUCUGAACCGCCUGGCUCUGGUUCUGCUGGUUCUUCACUACGUCGUCGAGCUUCUGUUCCACAUGUCCCGCCUCGUUUACUUCAGCAACGAGACGCGUCAGUCUGGCUUCACGCUCUGGGCGGUUCUGUUCGUUCUGUGUCGGCUGCUCACUCUCUCUCUCUCCGUCCUCACCGUGGGAUUCGGACUCGCAACCUCGGAGAACCAGGGCUUCGAUCUGUCCGCAGGAAACUUUAACGUCAUCUUUGUUCGGAUCACCGUCCUGGCGGCCAUUUGCCUGACGCAGGCCUUCAUGAUGUGGAAAUUUAUCAACUUCCAGCUGAGGAGGUGGAGAGAACACGGCCUGACGCAGAACCUGAAGAAGAAGCAGGUUCCCGCCAAGAGCAAAUCGAAGAAGGACAAAGCCAACGGAGUAAACGGAGUGAACUCCAACGGAGCGGAUUCACCGAGAGCGAAGAAAGAGAAGUCGUCAUAA
This is a messenger RNA of Notothenia coriiceps (black rockcod), 1278 nucleotides long. It is a transcript of the gene tram1, whose product is annotated as translocation associated membrane protein 1. Gene Ontology annotation, biological process: SRP-dependent cotranslational protein targeting to membrane, translocation; protein insertion into ER membrane. The record is from RefSeq and is a predicted model, not a curated record. The transcript has 11 exons. Gene Ontology annotation, cellular component: endoplasmic reticulum membrane. The coding region runs from base 169 to 1278 and encodes 369 amino acids. NCBI's taxonomy places the organism in Eukaryota, Metazoa, Chordata, Actinopteri, Perciformes, Nototheniidae.